This is a messenger RNA of Cylindrotheca closterium, 1515 nucleotides long. NCBI's taxonomy places the organism in Eukaryota, Bacillariophyta, Bacillariophyceae, Bacillariales, Bacillariaceae. The record is from the annotation of a GenBank genome assembly.
GAGUUUCCAACUCCCUCGGCGCAUCAAUGGGGCGGAUGUUCCGCUACAUUACUCAACAAGGUCGCGCACCGUGCAAAGUCAGGCCGCAAAGAUGAGACAGGGCUAGGCAGGUUCUCAUGGAUCAAGAUCCGGGGCAGGGACAUCCGACAACAGGAGUCUCAGACUGAUGGGCCCCCGGCUGGUCCUUUAGAUCUUGUGGUGGUCUCUGCAUAUUGUCCAAACAAAGAAGGUACCAAUGCUGGUAGUGUUUGGAACUACCAACAGAAUUACUGGCUGAGCAAGGGGGUGACUGUGGAUCCCCGUGACAAGCUCACGCUUGAUCUGGUGGACCUGAUCAAAAAAUGGAAAGCGGAAGGUUGUGAGAUUCUGCUUGGGUUAGAUGCAAAUGAAGAUGUCUCCUACAACUCUCCCUCUUCCUUCCGCCAAGAGAUGAGGUCUGAAGGUCUGACCGAGGCCAUCUUACUCCGACAUCAGGGCCCUUACCCAGCGACAACCCAAAGUCGGAUGACGGAUACUCCCAUUGACGGUAUUUUUGUGACCAACGAGGUCCGUGUCACUGCAGGUGGAUACUUGGACUUUCAGCAGUAUUUUAAGUCGGACCACAGGGGACUCUGGAUUGACAUUGACCUAGAAGCAACUCUUGGGGCCCCACCAGUGACCUCUCUUUCCUUCCAACCACGUCGUCUGACACUGGCCGAUGGCCGGUCGGUUGACCGCUAUAUUAAGGCUGCGGAAGCGGGCUACCGGCAUUUCCGCCUUCCCCAACGCUUGACCCAAUUAGCGGAGGAUAUUUCGGUCCAGGACGGUUAUCUGACGGCGAAUCAGCAAGCUCGAUUCAACACCAUUCAUCGUCAGGCCUAUGAGAUCCGCCGAAGGGCUGAGCGCAACUGCCGGAAACUGACGAUGGGUAAAGUUCACUGGUCACCACAAAUGCAGCAGAAAUGGGAUAGGCUGCACCUUUACCAGCUCCUGAUCUUGGGCCAUAAACAGGUCAGAACUAGUUCACGGAAGGUCCGGCGUUUGUUGAAGAAGACAGGGUUGAGCGAUGCAUGGAAAUUAUCGGAGUCUGACCUACAGGCAAAGGGGCACCUCGAAUACCAAGCCUACAAGGAGGUAAAGCGGGAGCGGGCACAGCAGUGGCGCCUGGAAUAUCUGGAGAACCGAUCGGCAGCGGUCCAGAAAGCAAAGAAGAGCAACAUCAAAGCUCGUACCAGACGGACUCGAGUCCAGCGGAUGGCACAAAAAGAGGAGACUCGACGGCGCAGGAAAGCCCAAGGCAAAGGCUUCUCUGGCGGCCUCCAGCAGAUCAAAGUGGCCCAAGUGGCGCCAGACGGUACCUCCCAUUGGGUAACAUGCCAGUCUAAACGUCUUGUUGAAGAAGGCUGCAUGCAAGAGAACCGGCUCCGGUAUGACCAGACCCGCUACCCCUACUCCACUCCACCAAUGACUGAACCUUUGUACUCCGACUUCAAUGGCCCCAUCGUAGCUUGGCGGAGUCUGUCACUCCAACCGUGA